AUGGAAACGACAUGUCGACACAGUUCGAUUUUCGCGGUGGCCAGUUACUCUGACCGUAGUGACCCUAGUGCGGAAUUUACUGACCGGAACGCCUGUGGUUCGAACCCGACCUCUGCAUCUCGACUUCUCUUGUCUUGGGAUGGGCAACCUGCCAGUAUCUCAGCCCUUCUGCUUCCUUCGUGUGGCAUGUCAGCUAGGCACCCAAAGGGCGCUACAGUUGAACGGUUUCAGAUCAAAUUAUCCAGUAUAUGUCACCUGUUGAAUCUAAAGUCAUCGCGGAGAUGUCAGUUCUUCAGCGCAUACCAGGGUGCGCAAGCCCGGUUGAUUUCUAUUACUGUAGGAGAUGAUUCAAAACACCCUCAAAUAUUCCGGAACACUAGCCCUGCCAAAGUUUUCGGCGAAGAAAGAAAAGAACUGACAGCGUUGGAAGGACGUUUAUACAGUCCUUCUAGGGACGCUCAAGAACGAACUCGGCGGGUUGGCGAAGAUGAAGAAAGUCAUGCAUCUGGCGAUUUAUUGGACGCGUUUUCGGUACGGUUCGGUGCUUAG
Messenger RNA from Opisthorchis viverrini, 549 nucleotides. RefSeq lists its product as hypothetical. The record is from RefSeq and is a predicted model, not a curated record. The coding region runs from base 1 to 549 and encodes 182 amino acids. The transcript is spliced from 3 exons. NCBI's taxonomy places the organism in Eukaryota, Metazoa, Platyhelminthes, Trematoda, Opisthorchiida, Opisthorchiidae.